Moneuplotes crassus is the source of this 1065-nucleotide messenger RNA. Lineage: Eukaryota; Ciliophora; Spirotrichea; Euplotida; Euplotidae. The record is from the annotation of a GenBank genome assembly.
AUGAAGUAUACCAUCCUGGCCCUAUUGGUAAUAGUAAUUGCCUUUGCCAGUGCUAAGUCAUCCCUUAAUAAUGAAUUCGAAUUCCUCUUGAAGGGACACGUACCAGCCAGUAACAGUGCUGUUCUUGGAAUGUACGAGGCCUUCCUCCAAAAAUAUAAGGGCAAGACCUUUGAAGUCAACCAUGACAUGGACAGAUUCAUGACCUUCAAGGCUAAUGUUGAGAGAAUCAUUGCUCAUAAUUCCAACCCUGAGAGAACUUUCGAUAUGGGAAUCAACCAUUUGUCUGACCUGACUCAAAAGGAGAGAUUAGCUUAUUAUAAUCUGAUGGAUCCUCAGAACUGCUCAGCUACUGCUUCUAAGAGAAGAGUCUAUAAUGCCGAGGCUCCAGAUUACUUCAACUGGGUUGACCAGGAUGUCGUUUCCCCUGUUAAGGACCAGAAGAGCUGCGGAAGUUGCUGGACAUUCUCCACAACUGGAGCAAUUGAAUCUCACUACAAGAUUAAUACAGGAGAAGAGGAACUCUUCUCAGAGCAAGAACUUAUUGAUUGUCCUGAUGCUGAGAGAUAUGACACUCAUGGAUGUAAAGGAGGUCUCCCAUCAUAUGCUUUCAACUUCAUUAAAGAAGUUGGAUUAGAAACUGAGAACAGCUACCCAUACCUUGCUAGAGACUCUGUCUGCACUUACGAUGCUGAAGAACUCAGAGUUACUACUGAUGGUCCAUUCAAUAUUACUGCUGGAGAUGAAGAACAAUUGAAAGAAGAACUUUUCAAUAAUGGUCCAGUUUCAGUGUCUUUCCAUGUGAAAGAAGAUUUCCUUGAUUAUACCUCCGGAGUAUACUCAGUCUCAGACUGCCCAGAUACCGAACAAGAUGUGAACCAUGCUGUCCUAGCUGUAGGAUAUGGCACCACUGAUGAUGGAAUGGACUACUGGAUUGUCAAGAACUCAUGGUCUGAAGUCUGGGGAGACGAAGGAUUCUUCAAGAUCGAAAGAGGAGUCAACAUGUGCGCCAUUGCUAUGUGCAACUCUUACCCACUCAAUGUCAGAAAGGUAUAAAUCUACUUUUGA